CUAAACAACAUGGCGCUAAAAAUGACUGUGAAAGUAUUGAGCGCGAACGGUUCAAGUUCUUGCAUAUUUUCGCCAGAAAUAAACAUGCUGUGUGUAUCACUUCUGACAUAUUUCGUCUCCCAGAAUGCUGGUCUCGUUUGAAAUAUCUCCGAAAGUUAUCCUAAAUUUCUACCAGGCAACAUCUAUUAUGACAGCUAUUCCCCGCUAAACACAAAUGCUGUUCCAGGAAGGAGAAGACGUGAAAUAAAGGAACCUUGGGCUAGCAGUUUGCGACAAUAUGGAUAACUCCAAGUGGGGUGCUCAAAGGGGCUGGAAAAGGAUAUCAGUGAAGAGAGAAAUUCCUGGAGAAUCAUUUGACAACGAAUAUGAGAUGCAGGAGACUUGGGAACCCUCAGUUAAGCAGGUGAAGCAGGAGCAGCCAUUUAUGGACACAGAAAUUGGCAACAUGCAUGAAGGACAGUUUGCGCCAAACACAGCAGUGAAGUAUGAGGCAGAGGAGUGGGGCCGGGACUCGGACAGUGGGAUUGUCGAGGAGUGCCCGUCUGAGUUCAUUUCGAGCAAACUUCUGAAAGAGGAAGAGUCGGAGUUGGAGUCAGACAGCGGCAUUUCAGAGGAGUGUGCUGCACAGGCCAGCACCCAACCGGGUCACGUUCAGAGCCCCCACGAGACAUUCCUCGAGGAGGAAAUUAUGUGGAGGUUCAGCGAGGAUUCUUAUGGCACCUGCGAUCCGCUGUCCACCGAAGAGGAACGGCAGCCCGAGAUGCCACUCGAAGUCGCCAUCAAGGAGGAGCAGCCAGACAGUGGGGAUGAAGCUGAAAGAGGACAUCAGCAGUUCGAAGACUUGCUGACGAAGAGGGGGAAGUUGCCAACACCUUACUGGGGGCCGCGCGUCCUCAGUGUCCGGGCCCCGGAAGACUCGCCCGUGGGGGAUCGACUUCCGAGCGGACACACGGAUCUGUGUGCUGCGGGCCCACCUCUGAACAACUACGUGGCCCCGUGCCCUGCGGACCCACCUCCGGAAGGCUAUGCGGCUCCACCGCCACCCCCCGACUACUGGGAUGCCAGGCCGCACAGACUGCCCAAGACGUACCACUGCCCCUUGUGCGUACGGUGGUUCACCAGCGUGCCGCACCUCAGGCGCCACUACAACACAGCCCUCCACAAGCGCCUCGCCGUGGAGAAGGGGCAGCCUGCUGUGCCCUACUGCAAAAAGUCAAGGCGGUCACGGGCUGUUUUCCUCAAGACCCUCUCUCAUGACGACACCGGAGGGGGCGGCAGGAAGCCGCCAGAACUGGGAGCUUGUGCACCAGCACUGCCACUGCCAGGGGCACAGAGAUUGCUGCAACCACCACCACCACCACCACCACCACCACCACAGUCCCAGGGGCCGCCACCACCACCGCCACUGCCACCACCACCAAAGGUGUUACCACCAUCACUGACGUCGGGCAUCAGGAACACGUCUAGGGCACAGGUGGGCCCACCAACACUGCAGCAGCCACAACUGAUGCCACAACUGAUGCCAGAUGGAGGCAGAGCACCGGCAUACGUGCCACAGCCUUUCUGCUCGUACGAGUACGAGUGGCAGCGACACAAUGUGCCCAGGCUGUUCGGGUCCCAGUUCUGCCAGCCACCGUGGGUACCUGAUGGUCCCCAGGACAGCCUCGCAUGCCAGAUGAGGUGGGAUAUGAUGCACUCCCAGCAGCAGCAGUACCUGUACCAGCAGCGAGUGCACGAGCAGCACAAAAUACGGCACCGAAUACAGCAGCAGGAGCAGCACGACCUCUGCCUGCAACACCUUCAGAAGCAGCAGCAGCAGCUCAUGCAUCCUCGUAGGUCAGGCGACAGCUCACAGUCAUUGUCCGUACCGACUACAAGUGUUACCAGUUCUGCAGUUACUGUCGCUCCUGACAGUAGUGGUAGAGGCGGUGCUGUGCGAAAGACCGUCUCGUCCUUCCCACCUGAUGACACCCCUUUCAGGAACGGCAGACAGAAUGCUUUCCGGAUCGUGCCGCAGAUGGUCUGCGAAAGUAAUUUACGUGACAGUGUGAGCCGGACCCGUCCGCAGUCUGGCCAGUCUGGCAUGCCACAGUCGACACCCGUCACGGCCGGUCAGUGCAGAGAUGAGGCAGUUCUUCUCCCCAGACACAUCGAGAAGCUGCAGUCUCAGUACCCCGGCAUCACAAUAUGUGCAGCCGAGUCAAAACGUUCUUCUCCUCCCACUCCCACUGUUACGGCAACGGUCGCCUCGCCGGACGGCUCACCCAAGUUGGGACGCGUGUGUCCCGUCUGUGGUGUGUCCUUUGACAGCGACUCUACCUUGCGGCGGCACGUCGUCAUCUCCCACUCUGGUGGCACAUACUUAGAGUGCGAGCUCUGCGGGGCGGUGCUCCCCGGCCUCGUGACAUACCGAGCCCACCUCAUGGAGCACGGUGCUGGAGCCGAUGCCGGCAAACGGCACUCUUGCGACGAGUGCCCCAAGAGGUUCACUAACAGAGCACACCUGGCCCGCCACAAAAUGUUGCACUCUGGGGAGCGGCCAUACGUCUGUCACGUCUGCAGCAAGGGCUUCAUUCGCAAGGACCACAUGCUCAAGCACGCCAAGGUGCACGACUGCCGUUGUGCCUUCUGCGUCCCCGGUGUCGUGUAUGAUUCCGCGUGAGUCUUUGCGGCUCCUGUGUUGUUGUGAGAACUCUGUUUCACUCGCAGUAAUGUGUUUAUUUUGCACUGCCAAUUGAGAUAGUCCUAAAAUGAUGUCUGGGGUUCCCAUAUAGUUCACCAGUAGUCACAGUUCCCAUAUUUUUUCAAGCAAUAUAAGAACACUUUGGAAAUAUUGCAUAAAAAAUCUAGGGCAGAUGAGUCAAACUCGGUACAUGAUUGUAUAUUCAGCCAGAGAGAAACACUACAAAUAUUUUUUGGACAAAAUUGGACACACACAACAUUAAUGGUGAUACAACUCGGAUACCAACACAUGUAUUACAAUGGUGUUCAUGUUGCAAAUGCGAAUCAUUUUCACUUGCCUUAGUUGUUGUUGUUGUUGUUGUUAUCUCCAGUCCAAAGACUGAUUUGGUGCAGCUCUUUGUGUUGUUGUUCUGUUCUGCAUGUCUCUUUUUUGCUUCUGUCUAAACAUGUUCUUCUGAAGUGCCACACUCCAAAAGCUUUCAUUCUCCUCUCAUCAGAGUUUUUUAUUGUCCACCCUUUACUUCUGUUCAAAGCUAUGUAUAGUCUUUUUCAGCAGUGCUUUUCUUACUAUCACCAUUCAGCAUUUUAGACAAUGUGUGCAAAUAUUCACUGUACAAAUACUACAAGUACCAAACUGAAGUGGAUGAAGCAGGCUUUCGAUAGGAAGUAGGUACAACUGCUUUAUCUGUGUAUACAUCUUAAGUAAUCAGCUCAAAACCCACAUUCACAGAAGAAUUGAUAAUUACUGAACUAAACUGUGCCAAUGUAGCAUUAUCUAUUAUUUGUGAUGUAUCAUGUGCUGUGAUUAUUGGCUCUAUUUUAGUUUGAGAGCAUGAAAACUUCAUUAGUUCUUGUUUGUGGGUGAGACAAAUGUGUCAUAAGACUGUAUAUGAUGAUGAUGCUCAUAACAUUUGUUUUAUUUGUACCAUCAGGCUGUUUGCUAAUGCCUAUAGGAGCAAAAAAUACUAAUUGCCCAUAAAAUUAAGUGCUUGUUUCAAAUAAAAAAGUGGCUGAUGUGUGUAAUUGGCUUCCUCCGAGUAGUUCACUAUAGGUCUCAAUGUGAACAGUAAAAGAAUUGAAUAAACCUGUCAGUCGACAAUGGAGUGUGCGGAGUUUUGAAACUGCCUGGCAUAUUUAAACUGUGUGCCAACUGGGACUCACCCUUAGCUGGCCGUGCCUGGGACUCACCCUUAGCUGGCCGUGCUCUUACCAGCUGAGCUAGCCAGGCAUGACUCAAGCCCUACCUUCCAAACUUCACAGGAGCUCUUCCAAAUACCUCAUUGCUGGGCUAGCACUCCCAGAAUAGAGGAAUGGCUGCCUGCUGCAGCUGAGGCUGAGGGUUUGGAUCCCAGUUGGUGCACAGUUUUAAUCUGCCAGUAAUUUUAUUAGAAUGAUUUCGGCGGCAAGCUGACAUGGUUCAUUCGAUACCAUUUCUCGGCACUGCUGUGCAAUCGAACUUGCUGUAUAGAGCCUAAACACACGGUAUACAGGAUGCCCACACGAAACCACAUCGAUUCCCAUAUGCAAUUUUUAAGAAAUUUGUGAGAGACAGAUACUGCAGUUUGCAGCACCUAUGCACGUGAGCACAUCUGGUGUAACAGAGGCUCAGUAAGUGUAAUUCUGUGGAGAUCACUGCAGUUAUGUGCAGGUGAUGUUGUCGCCUUCCACGUAAUCCCACAGGGAGAAGUCUGGAGGGCUCGUGUCCUGAGAUCGCCGUGGUGCAGCGUGGCGGAGUUUGAAAUUCCGUCUGCUGUUAAACUAUUUGUUAUUGUCAUCACAUUCAAAAUUCAUAUGCUCAUUUCGCAUGCACAGUAGCCAGAAAUCUGUCCAAAUCCGACCCGAGUUAAACGUUUCCACAGUCAUUAAAUUCCACCACUAACAGGAGUUAUUACAUUCAGUCCUUCUAGUGGAUUUAAAAAAGGAAAUUGCUUGCCAAAAAUUCCCAGUGAUUGAAUACUGAAACGUGCUGCAGAUACUAUGUAGGCCAAAUUUUCACAUGCAGAUAUCAUUCCAACAACACAGUUCUAAAACUUUCAAACUUCACAAAACUCUCUGUAACUACAUCAGCGUUAGUCACGACAUGUAUCAAACACGAGGAACUCAGUAUUCCUUCAUUUUACACAUUGUUUUCACU
This is a messenger RNA of Schistocerca gregaria, 4816 nucleotides long. RefSeq lists its product as uncharacterized. The record is from RefSeq and is a predicted model, not a curated record. Gene Ontology annotation, biological process: regulation of transcription by RNA polymerase II. The coding region runs from base 278 to 2662 and encodes 794 amino acids. Gene Ontology annotation, molecular function: RNA polymerase II cis-regulatory region sequence-specific DNA binding; DNA-binding transcription factor activity. The transcript is spliced from 12 exons. Lineage: Eukaryota; Metazoa; Arthropoda; Insecta; Orthoptera; Acrididae.